Molecule: messenger RNA, 2127 nt
Organism: Megalops cyprinoides (Indo-Pacific tarpon)
Lineage: Eukaryota; Metazoa; Chordata; Actinopteri; Elopiformes; Megalopidae
Product: transmembrane 9 superfamily member 1-like
Exons: 9
Coding region: 247-2052 (601 amino acids)
Biological process (GO): protein localization to membrane
Cellular component (GO): membrane
Source: RefSeq, a predicted model, not a curated record
CAGGACAACGAACUAAUGUAAGCGACUGAUCGAGAUCAUCUGUCACAAUUUUAUAUAGCUACGUCCACAAUAUCUCUCGGCUUACAAAACCUGCCUUGCUACAUUCUUAUCAGUCGGUGUCGAGAUGCUGGAAACCUGAAGGCAAAUCAGGCGACCAAGUUAUUAACAUUUACCAUCUGCCCAGAGCGUCAACGUGCUCUUAGAAUCAAUAUUUAAGCUUUGAUCAAAACUUAACCAGGGAUUGUCAUGAAGCCGGAAGCGCCCUUUGAGAAGUUUGCUGGCGGCGCCUUGGGGAUGUGCGUCCUGGCUCUUUGCCUGCUGUCCCAGACAGAGGGGGCGGUGAAAUACAAGCCAGGGGACCAGGUGACUCUCUAUGUGAACAAGGUCGGACCCUACCACAAUCCGCAGGAAACCUACCACUACUACACCCUGCCUGUCUGCAGACCCAAAGAGGUGCGGCACAAGGCCAUGAGCCUGGGGGAGGUGCUGGACGGGGACAGGAUGGCUGAGUCGCUGUACGACAUCCGCUUCAAGGAGAACACCGAGCGACGAACGCUGUGUCAGCUGUCCCUGACCGAGAAAGAGGUGGAGCAGCUCCGUGAGGCGAUAGAGGAGCUCUAUUAUUUUGAGUUUGUCCUGGAUGAAAUUCCCAUCUGGGGCUUUGUGGGAUACAUGGAGGAGAGUGGCUUCCUGCCUCACAGCCAUAAGGUGGGGCUGUGGACCCACCUGGACUUCAACAUCGAGUACAACGGCGACUCGGUGAUUUUCGCCAACGUGUCGGUGAAGGACGUGAAGCCCGUGCCGCUGGAGGAGGGCGCGGGGGCCGGGGGCGGCCUGGCGCUCACCCAAAGCUACACCGUGCGCUGGUUCGAGAGCCCCCUGCCCUACGAGCGGCGGGCCGAGCGCCUGCAGGACUACUCCUUCUUCCCCAAGACCCUGGAGAUCCACUGGCUGUCCAUCAUCAACUCCCUGGUGCUGGUGGUCCUCCUGCUGGGCUUCGUCAUCAUCAUCCUCAUGAGGGUGCUGAAGAACGACUUCGCCAGGUACAACGUGGACGAGGAGGGCGCCUGUGAUGACCUGGACCAGGGGGACAACGGCUGGAAGAUCAUCCACACAGACGUCUUCCGCUUUCCGCCCUAUAAGAGCCUGCUCUGUGCCGUCCUGGGGGUGGGAGCGCAGUUCCUCACUCUCGCCACAGGGAUCAUCGUCAUGGCGCUGCUGGGGAUGUUUAACGUGCAUCGCCAUGGCGCCAUCAACUCUGCAGCGAUUGUGCUGUACGCCCUGACCAGCUGCGUGUCGGGAUACUGCUCCUGCAACUUCUACACACAGAUCCACGGCCAGCGCUGGGUCUGGAACAUUAUCCUCACCUCCUCCCUCUUCUCAGCGCCCCUCUUCCUGACCUGGAGCGUGGUGAACUCGGUGCACUGGUGGAGCGGCUCCACCCAGGCGCUGCCCGUCUCCACCGUGCUGCUCCUGCUGGCCGUGUGGGCGCUGGUGGGCUUCCCGCUCACCGUCAUCGGCGGCAUCGUGGGCAAGAACAAGGCGGGCGGCUUCCAGGCGCCCUGCCGGACCCGCAACAUCGCCCGACAGAUCCCCCCGCAGCCCUGGUACAAGCACACCACCGUGCACAUGGCCAUCGGGGGCUUCCUCCCCUUCAGCGCCAUCUCGGUGGAGCUGUACUACAUCUUCGCGACGGUGUGGGGCCGCGAGCACUACACGCUGUACGGCAUCCUGCUGUGCGUCUUCGCCAUCCUGCUGUCGGUGGGCGCCUGCAUCUCGGUGGCGCUGACCUACUUCCUGCUGUCGGGGGAGGACUACCGCUGGUGGUGGCGCAGCGUGCUGAGCACCGGCUCCACGGGCCUCUUCAUCUUCGUCUACUCCGUCUUCUACUACCGCAACCGCUCCAGCAUGAGCGGCCUGGUGCAGAGCGUGGAGUUCUUCGGCUACUCGCUGCUCACCGCCUUCGUCUUCUCCCUCAUGCUGGGCACCGUGUCCUUCGCCGCCUCGCUGACCUUCAUCCGUUACAUCUACCGCAGCCUCAAGAUGGACUGAGGGGGGCGGGGCCAGUGUAGGGGGAAAUGGGGUGGGGAAAAGUGCUACACCUACCGCAGCCUCAAGAUGGACUGA